Messenger RNA from Bicyclus anynana (squinting bush brown), 3448 nucleotides. RefSeq lists its product as uncharacterized. The record is from RefSeq and is a predicted model, not a curated record. Lineage: Eukaryota; Metazoa; Arthropoda; Insecta; Lepidoptera; Nymphalidae. The coding region runs from base 111 to 404 and encodes 97 amino acids. The transcript is spliced from 3 exons.
CGGCGGCGUCAUUCGAACACGAUCCGUCGAGAGCGCUGUAUCUACGUUUGUGUUUCGCAACUUUGAUAAUAAAUUAAUUUUAAUUUACGUAGUGUUAGAAUUUAGAAAUCAUGAAGGGAACCCUGUUAAUUAUACUAGCGGUGUGGACGCUGUCUGCCGUGACGGCGAUACCCAGAAUGAGGAGGGCUAUCAAUCCAGAUGAGGCCGAAGCGGUUGAGAACAAGGCACGAGUGUGCGCGCCACAGACUCCGUGCGCCUGGGAGAUCUACAACUCGCACACCAAGAUAUCGAAGAUCCGAAAUACAUAUUGUGAAUGUGCAGAAGGAACAACGUGUGAAAGUAAAGAAAAAGACGAAUCUGGCAACGUGUAUAUCUACAAAUGUCUUACCACACCUGAAAGCUAGCUGGUCAACGGGGACUAUUGCGACUUCUGAUGACGCUUAUUCACCGAAGACUUCUUCAGAAGUACAAAGGGAAAGCAUAGAUAAGAAUUCCUAUAGCUUGGCAAAUUUAUUUGUAACACCCCCGAUGGUUCGCGCGGGCUGGGAGGGGGCAGCGAUACCCUGCGCGCACGACUUCAUACCCGUGCAGUAUUUCCCCGUUGCCCGCAUAUCAUGGGACUGUCAUCAACAAACUUGCCAAGCUAUAGUGUCUACAUACACUAAUAACACUUUACGUCUCCACGGCUCCAAAAUUGCUGUUUAGGUGGUCUUGUGAUGCUAAACUACUAACCGACAGACCACUGUACAAUCCAAUAAACACAAAUGACCACUUGCUGUUACAACUUCAUUUGCGUCAUGUCAUAGUUUCCAUCUGCAUAUAUUGUAAUCUAUGGAAUAGUUUUUUUAAUUUUUAACCGACUUUCAAAAAGGAGGAGGUUCUAUGUUUGGCUGUAUGUAUGUCUUUUUCCAAACCAUUAAUUUCAAGUAGUGUGAAUCUAGCCUUACGACAAUAAUUGAAACAUUAAAUCAUUCAAUAGUGGAUCAACAUGGAUUAGGAUUUAAACCUCAAUUUUCUUCAAAGUAAAGUGGACCUAAUCACUAUUUAUUAAAGUUCUUUUUAUUAUGAAGAAUUUGAGUAUUAAAGCCUGAUCCAUGUUUAUUAAUAAGGUCGUAAGACUAGUAGUAGUUUAUUAAAUAAAAUGACAACCGUGCAAGAGGUCCACAACCUUUGCUAUCUCCAUAAAACGGUCGGUACUACGAAAUGUUACAUUCAAUCUUUUAUUACCGUAGUUAUAAUAUAGGUAAUUGGUUUUUUAAAGAGCUGUAGUAAAAAUAUUAUAAUAAAUAAUCAUUUUUCUCUACUUUUGAGUAUAUAUAAUUUUAUUUUGGAAUUAUUAUCAUUAAUAAUUUAAAGUACCUAGAUGCAAUUUUAAUUUUUUUUGAAGUUACUUCGAAAAAUAUUUUGUCAAUAGUCGUGCGACGAUUUAAGAGCUGUUGCCUCGAAGAGAAGAGAGGAGAAAGUAGUCCGGAUUUUCAUUUUCUAAGUAGAUAUACUCUAUCGGUGAGCGUAAAAAGUCAUAGCAAUAGUCCAUAGUGCCUCUUCCGAGUUACUUGUCGUUAUGUCACUUUAAUUUGGCUGGACGCGCGACCGCGUGUCUCAAUUUAUAAAUUUAAUAUGUUCAUCAUCAUCAUCAUUACCAGCCGAUGGACGUUCACUGCUAGACAUAAGCCUCUAGCACGGACUUCCAACAACAACGGCUUCUAACCGCCAUAGUGUACACUUUACUAAAUCAUAUACAAAUUCCCUUUGCUUCUUCGAUUUUUUUUUAUCAGAUUUUCGCUUGGAUGAUGUUAUUUUUAAUUUUCGUGAGAUAAAAUGUAUUUAUUUACGUAUCUAUAUUUAGCGUGUAAUGCGUGUAACAUUUAUUGUUAUAUACUAUUUUUUUUAGUAGUUUCACAUUUUUUUUUAAUCAUUAUAAUAAAAAGUACUUAUUAGAUUUGUUAUGUUUUGUUAGAAAUACCCAAGUAUUACGUACUUACUAAUGACACGGUCAAAAUUAUUUUAGGGCUUGGAUAACUUUUUUUAUAUCCGCAUCUUUCAUAAUACAGUAAAAGCUCAUUAUUCGCGGGGGAUACGUUCUCUAAAUGUGUCGGGAAUACAGAAACCGUGAAUAUGGAUGGUAUUUUAUUCGGGAUUAUAAGGGAUACGUUCUUGGGUGACAAAAUAAAUAACAAAUAUAUAAAGAAAAAACAAUUAAUUGAAGUUAUUGAUUAACUAUUAUCUUCAGUCUUAGACAAUGGUUUGAAGAAUUUUGAUUUCUUCUAUUCAGCUUCUUCUAUUCAGAGUGAUCUUAAGUGGUAUGGUGGUGGUGGAUCGUGGUAUUCUUAAACUAUCCAUUCGCAAUUUCGACAAUAGGUAUUUGCAAGUUAAAGUUUAAAUUUGCAGUUUCGUCAGUCAGAUCCGCGAAUAACGAAAUAUUUAGCCGCGAAUAUAGGAAUUGGGACGCAAUUUAAGCGUGAAUAAGGAGCUUUUACUGUACAUAGUAAAAAAAAACUUACCUAAAAUGUAUUUUUAAUAGUUUUUGCAGAACUUUUGUUUAGUCAAAAUUUCAUUUCGGUCUAAGUUGGAGCUAACAGUUAGCUCUUAGACUAGAUUACCUAGACUUAGACCGCAUGAUUGCUUUCCAUCAGGCUUAAUUGUAGUCAAGCGCAAGCCUUGUAUAAUAAAAAAAAAGUUUUGAUCGUGUCGAUGUCGAGUACUCGUAGUACCUACCUUCGUAGUGUACCAUUUUCAUUUUCUAGCAAUGUGAAUAAGCACGUCAUUGUAAAGUUCCUAUUUCGAAUGAGCUAUUUUGAGAGUAUCACAAAGAAGUUAAAGAUUGUCUUAAAACAUUAUAACGAUUUUAUAGAUUAAUUCUUUCCCGCAGAAAAACUUUCACAACAGUCAUCAGUUUCCAACCUUUUCUUAUACCAAAUUUACGGAUACGACCCUUAUUGGUCUCUCGACUUUUUUUGUAUGGAGGACGGGACUAAAUAAAAUUUCAAGCUCUCUUUUUAAUUUUUGCAUAUAUAUAUAAUAUCAAAAUGUAUGUAUCAUAUAAAAAAAUAAUAAUUUGCAAACUUAUUAUAUUUUUAUGAUUAGGUUUCUUGACUUCAGUACUAUUUUUGUGACGAGAAAAUCUUAGUGUUUGUUGGUAAAAAAAAGACAACCUUUACAGAAAAUUUCAAUAAAUAUUAAAAAGAAUAAUAAAUUGUAAUUAUUCGCAUACUAAAGAGUUAUUACGAAAAUUAAUUUCUUUGUGGCACUACCAUUAUAUUAGGAUGAGUGUUAGUUAUUUAAGCAUUUUUACUUACGAUUAAGUAAAUAGGUAGGUUACCUACCCAGUUAAUAUUUAGUGCGUUAAUUUGUGACAUAAUUCAUACGUCAACUGUAGAUAGUUUACCAGUGGUAAAAAAACUGUUGGUGUUAGUAGGUAUUUGAUAUAAAUAAAGACUUUUUGAAAGUU